Molecule: messenger RNA, 1986 nt
Organism: Diaporthe citri
Lineage: Eukaryota; Fungi; Ascomycota; Sordariomycetes; Diaporthales; Diaporthaceae
Exons: 2
Coding region: 1-1986 (661 amino acids)
Biological process (GO): regulation of translational termination; peptidyl-proline hydroxylation
Cellular component (GO): cytoplasm
Molecular function (GO): iron ion binding; peptidyl-proline dioxygenase activity; L-ascorbic acid binding
Source: RefSeq, a predicted model, not a curated record
AUGAAGCGCAAGGCGGCAUCACAGCCGGGGCUCAAGAGGGCCUCCUCCAAACGCUCAAGGACUUCUCCAGCUCUCCCAGAAUCAGAAGCAAAGGCUCGGUUCCGGAAAGGACUCUUCGAGCAAAAUGUCCUGGACUCGUACACCAAGGGCUACGCUGAGUCGUCGCCCUACAAGCACAGCGUCAUCAACGGCUUGGUCGACGAUGCGCUGCUUCGCAACGUCCGCGACGAGAUCCGGGAGAACGUCAGCUUCACCCCCAAAGAGACGGACAUCUACAAGAUCCACCAGUCUGGGGACCUUGCCAACCUCGACGGCCUGGACGACGAGGCCCUCUCCAAGCUGCCCAGCCUCCUCUCCCUGCGAGACGCCAUAUACUCCGAGGCCUUCCGCAACUAUGUCUCCCACAUCACUGACUGCGGUCCCCUGAGUGGCCGCAAGACCGACAUGGCUAUCAACGUCUACACUCCUGGCUGCUACCUGCUCUGUCACGACGAUGUCAUCGGCAGCCGCAAGGUCAGCUACAUCCUCUAUCUCACCGACCCGGACAAGCCAUGGCAGCCCGAAUGGGGCGGCGCACUCCGUUUGUUCCCCGUCUUCGAUCGCAAGGGCAAGGGCGGCGCCAUCGCCAAGACCCCCGGGCCUGACGUCGUCAAGGUCAUCCCCCCGGCCUGGAACCAGCUGAGCUUCUUCGCGGUCCAGCCUGGUGAGAGCUUCCACGACGUCGAGGAGGUCUAUCACGCCGACACUAAGGAGCAGUUGGAGAGCCAGGGCGGCCGUGUGCGCAUGGCCAUCAGCGGCUGGUUUCACAUCCCCCAGGUUGGCGAGGAGGGCUACGUCGAGGGCGCCGAGGAGGCACAGGUCAAGAACAGCGGCCUGAUGCAGCUGCAGGGCGAUCCUGACCAGCACGACGAGCCGCAACCCAAGCCUGUCCCCGUCGAGCAGGCCAAGACCUUCGACGACUUUGAAGAGUCUGAUAUCGAGUUCUUGCUCAAGUUCCUCCACCCGACAUACCUGACACCAGACACCCUGGAGCAGAUGCAGGAGCACUUCGACGAGAACUCAAGUAUCACCCUGCCCAACAUACUCAGCAAGAAGUUUGCAGCUAGGCUGAUGGACUACGUCGUCAAAAAGGAGGCCGAGGAGCUGCCCGAGGCAAGCGGCGCGAUCGAGGAGCAGACAGCUUGGAGGGUUGCAAAGCCACCUCACAAGCACCGCUUCCUAUACGUGCAGCUGGGUCAGGCGGACAAGGAGAAAGACUCUCCGAUCAGGGAGUUGCUCGAUGAGCUCCUUCCCAGUCCCCAGUUCAGAGCCUGGCUGUCAAUGGCUACUGAUUGCACCAUUGAGAGUUCCGAACUUCUUGUUCGCCGCUUCCGUCGUGGUCUGGACUACACGCUCGCCACGGGUCACGCGGGUAAGCCUCGCCUAGAGCUCAAUCUGGGCCUCACCCCAACGUCCGGCUGGGGCGAUGAUGACGAAGAAGGAGAGGCCGAGGCCGAGCAACAAGACAAGAGCAAGAAGACAAACGGGAGCAAAUCCAAGCCUGUAUCAAAGGGCAAGGGCAAGAGCAAGUCCAAGGAUGAGGAGGUCGCCAAGGAGCCUGAAGAGGAGGAGCCUGAGGAAGUGGGCGGCCACGAGGUGUACAUGGCGGGCGACGACGGCAACGAAGAGGACGCUGCGAUCUACAAGUCAGCUGCUGACGAUGACAACAUCUUGUUUUUCCAGGCUGCGGCUUGGAACAAGUUGACAAUCGUAUUGCGCGACAGCGGAACACUGCGAUUUGUCAAGUAUGUCAGCCAGAAGGCUAGGGGUGACAGGUGGGACGUCAGCGCUACUUUUGACAUUGAAGAACAGGAUGACGAUGACGAUGGUGAGGACGGAGAAGAAGACAACGGGGAGGAACCCGCAAACGGGGUUUCACUGGAGGAUGACUCGGAAGAGGAGUUCCAGGGAUUCUCGGAUCACAACGAUGAUUCUGAAUCUGAUUGA